CAAGCCCCAUUUACAGCUGUCUUGCGACGGGAUACAACCCCCAGCAGUAAGUACCCUUACCUCACCUUCCAUACCUUACCACGGGUGCCUCACACGCCCAGGUACCUCACUUAGGUACACCCGACUUCCCCUUUCCCAGUGGCUGUUUGCUCUCUUGGGACCUUACCACCUUACCUACCUAAAGUGCCUACCUUACCUCACUCCGGGCAAAGCGAAUCCCUGUGGCCUAGAACUGCCCGGGUGCCGACACCACCACCUCACCUCAAUCUUUGCUGCCUCACCCACCACCCUAUGCUGCCUUGACCUGCACUGUCCACCACCUCUCUCAAUCUGGUUCAGUUCCAGACCCUUACACCUUGCCUCGCCUCAACUCAACUGCUUUAUCUCUCGGGGCCGCGCACCACCUCCAUCGAGCCGCAGUAUCCUCGCUUUGCAACACCAACGAACCUACACCUCCCUAGACACCUGUCCAUCGCAUUUGCAACACAAUCCGACAUCAUGGCCAACGACGAAUAUGACUUCCUCUUCAAAGUGGUGUUGAUCGGAGACUCGGGCGUCGGAAAGUCCAACCUUCUCAGUCGAUUCACCCGCAAUGAGUUCAACCUGGACUCCAAGUCGACAAUUGGUGUCGAGUUCGCCACUAGAUCCAUCCAAGUCGACUCCAAGACGAUCAAGGCACAGAUUUGGGAUACCGCCGGCCAGGAACGCUACCGCGCCAUCACUUCGGCCUACUACAGAGGAGCUGUCGGUGCCCUCCUCGUCUACGACAUCAGCAAACACCAGACAUACGAGAACGUCACCCGGUGGUUGAAGGAACUGCGAGACCAUGCCGAUGCCAACAUCGUCAUCAUGCUCGUCGGAAACAAGAGCGAUUUGCGCCACCUGCGAGCAGUGCCUACAGAGGAGGCAAAGGCUUUCGCCAGCGAGAACCACCUUUCAUUCAUUGAAACGUCUGCCCUCGAUGCCAGCAACGUCGAGCUUGCAUUCCAGAACAUCUUGACCGAGAUCUACCGCAUCGUAUCCAGCAAGGCCCUCGACUCGGGCGACGGACCCCAAGCCUCGAUCGGAGCCGGCGCCGGCAUUUCGCUCAGCACACCUGCGGACAACAGUGCAGAGAAGAGCGGCAAGUGCUGUUAAGCGAAUCCCCUUCUGCGAAACUGUUUCACGGCCUUUUGGGAGGGCUGCUACAGUCGAUAUCAUGGCAUGUCACACACAUGCCCCGGAAUCUGUACGCCACUUGGUCAAGGGGGGGCUGCUGCAUCGAGGAAUGACUAGGAAUCCAAUGAGUCUUUUUUAUGAUUUCCGAGGGGACGGAGUAUAGUCUCGGCCUUUCUUUUGUUCUCCUUUAUACGGCUCAGUGCGGCUUGUCUGGGAUUUGACGUUUCUGACGAUCGCUCUGACAUGCUUACGUAGUUGAAUGAAUCCAUCUUAAUGCAUUGAGGGAGCGUCUUCUACGUGGGAUUUGGUGAUGUGCGAAGCAUUUUGUGGCUACUCCAUCUAGCGACCUGUCCUCGCCAUAUAACAUACACACCGUAGACAAGAUGCCCCUUAGCGAGGAGUAUCAUGGUGUGCGAUGGUACCUCGAAUGAAUGGGUCGCAUCUUUGGCCGGCAGGAAGUGUUCGUGAGUUCUGACGUACCCUUUCAGAUACACCAAUACAGUAGGCAAUUACUACCUUAGGUAUUUUCCCGUCAUGACAGGUGUUCCUCUGAGCUCAGAGUGGCUUCUGCCCCUGGCCCAGCUCAAUACCUUAGUGGUCAAACCAGCCAUGCAUUUACAUUGAAGUACCGCAUUCCCAAA
Molecule: messenger RNA, 1799 nt
Organism: Colletotrichum scovillei
Lineage: Eukaryota; Fungi; Ascomycota; Sordariomycetes; Glomerellales; Glomerellaceae
Product: Ras family protein
Exons: 5
Coding region: 499-1137 (212 amino acids)
Biological process (GO): exocytosis
Cellular component (GO): recycling endosome
Molecular function (GO): GTP binding; GTPase activity
Source: RefSeq, a predicted model, not a curated record